AUGAGAGAAGCCAUAAUGGCAACAUUACACCAUCCGUGUUCCACAAAUGAAAAUCCAAAUCAUGACAAUUGUCCAAUCGGAGGUCAAGAAAAAUUGUUCGACCAUCCACCUCCACUUCACCCAGAUGUCGCUAAACACAUACGACCUAUUUACGAAGAACUUUCGAAGGAAGAUCUGCUAAUUCGAUUCUUAGGUGGCCAUACCCAGAAUUCGAACGAAAGUUUCAAUUCUACAGUCUGGCGCCUAGCAUCGAAACAUUUAAAUUCAGGCCUAAAAAUGAUCGAAAUUGCCGCUUUCGUCGCCGCCAGCAUUUUUAAUGAAGUGUACUCGUCCAUCCUUCGAAUAAUGAACGCACUACGAAUAAAUGUAGGACAACAAAGCAAAUUUUUUGCCGAUACGCACGACGCGCAACGAAUCUCGAGGCAGGAGCGCCGCAGAUCAAGCAGCACGAAGGAGGCUCGAACAGCUUGCAGACUGGUUCAAAUGCAACGAAACGAAUUUCAUGAGGAAGCGGAAGGCUUGCUGUAUGGGCCUGGUAUAGCAGACUAA
Molecule: messenger RNA, 549 nt
Organism: Hylaeus anthracinus
Lineage: Eukaryota; Metazoa; Arthropoda; Insecta; Hymenoptera; Colletidae
Source: RefSeq, a predicted model, not a curated record